CCCGCCUCUGGGAGGGGCGAGGGGCGGAGCCGGGAGGCGGCAGGGAGCGUCUUCCGGGAGCGUGGUUGAGGGAGGAGCGGCCGCGGCGCGAUAGUGAGGGAGCGGUGCAGGGUCCUGGUUGCUACUGAGUCUGUUUGCCAGCCAGACCCAUCCUGGGAGGGAGUCAGUGCCACCAGGUUGCUGGUAAUGUUGAAAGACUGAGUUGGUGUGAGACUGUGUUAAAGUGAGUGUGUAAGAGAAGAAGGCAUUUUAGGAUUGCUACAGUGAGUGUGGGGUAAGACCCAGAGCCUCACCAUGUCAGGGAAACGGAAGCGUGUGGUAUUAACUAUUAAAGAUAAACUUGACAUAAUAAAGAAACUUGAGGAUGGAGAUUCUUCGAAACAACUGGCAGUGAUUUAUGGAAUUGGUGAAACAACAGUUCGGGAUAUAAGGAAAAAUAAGGAAAAGAUUAUAACUUAUGCGAGCAGUUCUGAUUCCACAAGUCUUCUGGCCAAGAGGAAAUCUAUGAAGCCAUCCAUGUAUGAGGAACUGGACAGAGCUAUGUUGGAAUGGUUCAACCAGCAAAGAGCAAAAGGGAAUCCCAUAUCUGGACCAAUUUGUGCAAAAAGAGCAGAGUUCUUCUUUUAUGCUUUGGGUAUGGAUGGUGAUUUUAAUCCCUCUGCUGGUUGGUUAACUCGUUUUAAGCAGCGGCAUAGCAUUAGUGAAGUUAACAUUAGAAAUGAAAGAUUAAAUGGAGAUGAGACUGCUGUGGAAUAUUUUUGUAACAAAUUUCGAGAUUUUAUUGAACGAGAGAAUUUGCAGCCUGAACAAAUCUACAAUGCAGAUGAAACUGGACUCUUUUGGAAGUGUCUGCCUUCCAGGACUUCAGUAAUCAAAGGUAAAUGCACUGUCCCUGGGCACAAAUCAAUUGAAGAAAGAAUCACUAUCAUGUGUUGUGCCAAUGCAACAGGUUUACAUAAACUUAAACUUUGUGUUGUGGGGAAAGCAAAGAAACCUCGCUCCUUCAAGUCAACUGACACCUUAAACCUGCCUGUCUCUUAUUUCAGCCAAAAGGGUGCAUGGAUGGAUCUUUCCAUUUUCCGACAAUGGUUUAACAAGAUUUUUGUGCCACAAGUUCGGGAGUACUUAAGAUCCAAAGGCUUGCAGGAAAAGGCUGUGCUCUUGUUGGAUAAUUCGCCAACACAUCCAAAUGAAAACGUCCUGAGGUCAGAUGAUGGCCAAAUAUUUGCUAAAUAUUUACCACCUAAUGUGGCUUCAUUGAUUCAGCCCUCAGAUCAGGGAGUCAUAGCAAUGAUGAAGAGAAACUAUCGUGCAGGUCUUCUCCAGAACAACUUGGAAGAAGGUAAUGACUUGAAAUCAUUCUGGAAGAAACUAACUCUACUGGAUGCACUUUAUGAAAUAGCAAUGGCAUGGAACUUAGUAAAACCGGUUACCAUUAGCAGAGCAUGGAAGAAGAUUCUCCCUAUGAUAGAGGAGAAAGAAGGCUUGGACUUUGAUGAAGAAGAUAUUUCUGUGGCUACUGUGGCCACCAUUUUACGGCACACCAAAGGAUUGGAAAAUGUUACUAUUGAGAACAUUGAAAAAUGGCUUGAAGUAGACAGUACUGAACCAGGUUAUGAAAUACUAACUGACAGUGAAAUCAUCAGAAGAGCACAAGGCCAGACAGAUGAAUCCAGUGAAAAUGAAGAAGAGGAAAUAGAACUGAUUCCAGAGAAACAUAUUAAUCAUGCAGCUGCUCUCCAGUGGACUGAAAAUUUAUUGGAUUACCUAGAACAACAAGGUGAUAUGAUUCUACCUGAUAGACUGGUAAUACGUAAACUUCGAGCCACCAUCAGAAAUAAACAGAAGAUGACAAACUCAAGUCAAUAAUCAGAUUUUAAAUUUAUUAUUGUUCUGGUGAUUGUGUUUGUGACAUUUAACCUCUUUGCAAUGUGGCUUAAUUUUUUUUAUGUCAUGAGUUCUCACAUCCUGUGAAAUACAGAUACAAAAAUUAACCUAAAGUGGUUUGAGGAUUAUGUGUUUUCAUCAUCUGUGUCUGCUGUCCCUUUGUGCAGAUAAUCAGAAGCUGACUCUGUAUAGAUAUAAAUUAUGUGUACACAUGUAUUCAAUUUUGUAAAUCUGCAAUUAUCCAUUCUACAACAGUGGCAUUUCCUGAAUUUUCUAGCUAAAGUUAGAAUUAACAGUGAACAGUUUGAGCACUUUCCCAAAAUCUUUCACUUGAUUUAUGAGGGCUGCCAUAAUAAUCUUUUCCUGUGCUAACCAUCUUAAAUGGUUGUUUUUGUAUAUUUGUGUAGGAUGACAGGAUAAGAAAGAUCUAUAUUGUUAGAUUUCAGAAUGAUCUAAAUUCAAAAAUGAAAUCCAGUAAUGAUGGGGGAAUAAUCUAUGAAUUAUGAAAAUAAUUUAGAAACAUACUUCUCAUACAUUUGUGUGGGUUGCAAGAGGAGGAAAUUAUUCUGGAAAUGAAAUAAAUAUAGGAAGUGCUUGUUGAAUGAGAGAAACUAUUGGAAAAGUGAUAUAUAUAUAUAUGUAUCGCUCUGAUCAAUUCAUUUUUAGGAAACUGAGAAUUAAAAAUUUGGGGAACUUUAGGGGAACAAAGGAAAUAGGCUUGUUUUAAUUUGCUUUUUAUUAUGAAUUGAGUAAUAGUAUAGGUUUAUUAUUUAUUCAUCUAAUUAUAGUACAGGUUUUGUAAUAUUACAUGUAAUAUGAGCUCCUACCUUAUAUUUGCAAGAACAUCUUGAGAAUUUGAAGUUUGAUAAGUCAUUUUUUUUAGUUUUUUUUGUUUUUUACUGCAUUUUUGGAAAUGUUAUCUAUAAUUUCAAAAAUUUUGUCAUACCUAGCCCUUUUAUUUGAUAAGAAAAUAAGAAAUGAGAAGAAUAGAGAUUUUAUUUUAAAUAUCGUAUGUUUGUAUCCUGUUUAAUGAAGAAAGCAGAAAUAAUUAUGGAAAGUACCAGAUACUAAGAAAUUUCAUUGUUUAUUAUUUUCACACUUUGGGAUUAUUUAAUCUAAAAUUUAAUGUAAAUCAGAAUUUUGAUAAAUUUUCUUAAAAUUUAUUCAACAUUGAAAGAACUGCACAUAUUAAUAUUAAUUUAAUUUAUAAUUUAAAAGCAAAGCGUUUCCAUAAUAUUUCAUAUUUUGGCCCCAAGUUAAAAAAAAUUAGAAUUGUUCUCCAU
Molecule: messenger RNA, 3170 nt
Organism: Microcebus murinus (gray mouse lemur)
Lineage: Eukaryota; Metazoa; Chordata; Mammalia; Primates; Cheirogaleidae
Gene: JRKL
Product: JRK like
Cellular component (GO): nucleus
Molecular function (GO): DNA binding
Source: RefSeq, a predicted model, not a curated record